Messenger RNA from Pistacia vera, 7473 nucleotides. Its product is annotated as mediator of RNA polymerase II transcription subunit 12. Gene Ontology annotation, cellular component: mediator complex. Bases 326 to 7141 code for a protein of 2271 amino acids. Gene Ontology annotation, biological process: regulation of transcription by RNA polymerase II. The record is from RefSeq and is a predicted model, not a curated record. Gene Ontology annotation, molecular function: transcription coregulator activity. Lineage: Eukaryota; Viridiplantae; Streptophyta; Magnoliopsida; Sapindales; Anacardiaceae. The transcript is spliced from 14 exons.
GCAUCAUCAUCUUCGUCAUCAGCAAAGCUAAAAAGAGUCAAAGUCCCCAAAGCCCGAGACUCUUCUCUUCGAUAACCCUAAAAUUAUUUUCUCUAAUACUGUACCUCUCAAAUUUUUCAAUCCAAAAAUCUUUCAAGCAUUGGCUAUCAUUUCUUGUUUCAUGCUGAUGAGCUAAAAAUUUGUCGUUUUGGAUAAAUGCAGUAUAUCUAUUCACAUUCUGUCACUGUUGAGGGAGUUGUAUCGCAUUAACCAAGAGAUAUUAAAUGCUUGAGCUUCUUGUAGUUUGUUGAUGCUGAAAGCAGCAUGCCGGUGAUAGUUGGGAGAAAUGCAACGGUAUCAUCCUACCAACUGCACUAGUGCUGUUAAUAACAGUGCAAUAGGUGGGGCAUCAGCUAGGGAUGCUUCCCGAACUGAUUCAUCUUCGCUGUCUUCUAACUUCCCUGUAAAUUCUAGGCGGUCAAAUUCGUUAACACCAUACAAGUUGAAGUGUGAUAAAGAACCUUUGAAUUCCAGGCUUGGGCCACCCGAUUUUCACCCUCAAACUCCAAAUUGCCCCGAGGAGACUCUCUCUGGAGAAUAUGUGCAGAAUGGAUACAAGGAGACUGUUGAAGGACUUGAGGAAGUCAGGGAGAUUUCACUGUCUCAGGUUCCAAUUUUUAAUAAGCCUGUUGUCCUGAAGUGCAGAGAGGCAAUCAGAAAAUGUCUAAGGGCCAUUAAUGAAUCUCGAGCUCAAAAGCGUAAGGCUGGUCAAGUUUAUGGCGUGCCUCUUUCUGGUUCACUUUUAUCUAAGCCUGGUGCCUAUCCUGAGCAGAGGCAAUGUGGUGAAGAUUUCAAGAAGAAAUGGAUUGAGGGUUUAUCACAACAACAUAAACGAUUACGUUCUUUGUCCGACCAUGUUCCUCAUGGUUAUAGGAAAAGAUCCUUAUUCGAAGUACUUAUUCGAAAUAAUGUUCCAUUGCUGAGAGCAACUUGGUUUAUCAAAGUAACUUAUCUUAAUCAGGUCCGUCCCAGUUCAGCUAAUAUUUCUUCUGGGGCUCCUGACAAAAGUCAGCUGUCUCGCACUGAGCUCUGGACAAAAGAUGUUAUUGAUUACUUGCAAUACCUCCUGGAUGAGUUCAUCACAAGAAAUAAUUCUCAUUCUACUCAACACUCCAGAGAUCGAUCCCCACAAGUGCUUUAUGCUGGGUCUGUUUUGCAAAGGAGUGAUCCAGCAGCAGUUGUUGAUGGUGAGGAGCCUUCCCUGCAUUUUAAAUGGUGGUAUGUGGUGCGGCUUGUGCAAUGGCACCAUGCAGAAGGGCUGCUUCUUCCUUCUCAUAUUAUCGACUGGGUUCUAAACCAACUGAAGUUUCAGGAGAAAGAAUUGCUUGAGAUUUUGCAGUUGGUAUUGCCUAUUAUUUAUGGUGUUUUAGAAACUAUUGUAUUAUCGCAAACAUAUGUACGGUCCCUUGUUGGAAUAGCUAUUCAUCUUAUUCGUGAACCUUCGCCUGGUGGAUCCGAUCUUGUAGAUAAUUCUCGGAGGGCAUAUACAAUGUCUGCUUUAGCUGAGAUGCUUCGAUAUCUAAUACUGGCUGUACCUGAUACAUUUGUUGCAUUAGAUUGUUUCCCAUUACCACCUUGUGUAGUAUCGUAUGCAGUAAGUGAUGGAAAUUUUAUGUCAAAGGCAUCUGAAGAUGCAGGAAAGAUAAAGAAUAGCUCAACUGAUGUUGCUUGUGUGGUUAGAUGGAAAGGGGUUGAUGCUCAGUAUCAAUCCUUUUCCUUUGAUCGUGUCAUUUCUGCCAUUCAGAGACGUGCGGAUAAUCUUGCAAAGGGUGCUAGCCCUGGCUACCCUGGUCACAGUGUUGCUAAAGCUGUACAGGCCUUGGAUAAAACACUUCUGCAAGGAGAUGUCAGAGGGGCUUAUAAAUAUCUUUUUGAAGAUCUUCGUGAUGGAGCUGUUGAUGAAGGUUGGAUGGCGGAAGUCAGUCCAUGCUUAAGAUCAUCGCUGAAGUGGAUUGGGGCUGUAAGCUUGUCCUUUGUUUGCUCUGUAUUCUUCCUUUGUGAGUGGGCAACAUGUGAUUUCAGAGAUUUUCGAACUGCCCCACUGCAAGAAGUUAAGUUCACUGGUAGAAAAGAUUUUUCACAAAUAUAUGUUGCUAUUCGAUUGUUGAAGCUAAAGAUAAGAGAUUUGCAUACUUCACCACGACUCAAGUCUGAGAGCGUUGCAAAAUUUCCCAACCAGCAGAAUAGUUAUACUGGGAGGAAAUUUUUGGGAAGUGGAUAUGAAAUAAAAAAUGUGAAACGUUUGGAUGGAAUGAGAAUACACUCAUCAGACAUUUUUGAAAGUCCUGGUCCUUUACAUGAUAUCAUUGUAUGUUGGAUUGAUCAACAUGAAGUUCACAAAGGAGAGGGUGUCAAGCGCCUUCAGCAUUUCAUAUGUGAACUUGUACGGUCUGGCAUUUUUUACCCGCAGGCAUAUGUGAGGCAGCUGAUAGUUAGUGGAAUUUUGGAUAAGAAUGGUCCUAUGGUUGACCUGGACAGAAGGAGGAGACACCAUCGAAUUCUGAAGCAGCUGCCUGGAUUGUUUCUGCGUGAUGCUUUAGAAGAGGCAAGGAUUGCUGAAGGACCUCAACUUGUAGACGCCAUGAAUAUUUACUCAAAUGAGCGUUGUGUUGUACUUCGUGAGCUUCUUGGUGGUCAAUAUCACAAUGUGAAUGUAUCCUCUCAGAAGCUAAAGUCUAAUCAGACCCAUGGAAGAGAGGGUAUUGCUCCUGCUAGAGCUGAUCAGUGGAAAACUUUCCGGUCUUGUUCUAGUAAAUCUUCUGGUAAAAAUGUGAAGAGUGAUGCUGACAUUGAAGAACUGAAGACUUCCAUUUCAGUUCUGCUGCAGCUCCCAAGUUCAUCGGCUACAUCUGUAGACACAGGACUGGAUGAAUCUCAAGGGAGUGUGAAAAGGCCUUUGGGAACAGCAGGCAACAAAAUGGAUCCAUCAGAAGGUACACCUGGAUGUGAAGAUUGUAAACGUGCAAAGAGACAAAAGUUAAGUGAGGAAAGGAGUUCAUUUCUUCAAAUGGCUUCACCAAUUCAAUCUGAUGAUGAAGAUAUGUGGUGGGUGAGGAAGGGACCCAAACCCAUAGAGUCAUUCAAAGUUGAUCCACCACUUAAGUCAACCAAGCAGGUGUCUAGAGGUCGGCAGAAGACCGUGCGCAGAACUCAAAGUCUUGCUCAGAUAGCAGCUGCUAGGAUUGAGGGUAGCCAGGGAGCAUCAACAAGUCAUGUAUGUGACAGUAAGGUAAACUGUCCUCACCAUAGGACUGGAACAGAAGGAGAAACUCUUAAGUCUAUGGAUGGGGUCAGGACUACCCAUUAUGGAGAUAUUGUUUCAAUUGGAAAGGCUUUAAAGCAACUGCGUUUUGUAGAAAAGAGGACAAUCACAGUUUGGUUGGUAUCUGUGGUUGGGCAGCUUGUUGAAGAUUCUGAGAAGACUGCUGCCAAGGUUGGCCAAUUUAGUAGGUCUUACGUUCCUGUUGAUGAUAGAAGCUCUAUACGGUGGAGGCUUGGUGAGGAUGAGCUGUCUGCUCUGCUGUAUUUUAUGGAUGCUUGUAAUGACUUAGUUUCUGCUGCCAAAUUUCUUCUUUGGUUGCUGCCAAAGGUUCUUAGUAGUCCCAGUUCAACAAUACACAGUGGAAGGAAUAUUCUGAUGCUUUCACGGAAUGCUGAAAACCAUGUCUGUGAAGUGGGGGAGGCAUUUCUGUUAUCAUCAAUUCGCAGGUAUGAGAACAUACUUAUUGCAACAGAUCUUAUUCCUGAAGCCUUGUCAGCAACAAUGCAUCGUGCUGCAGCAGUUAUGACCUCUAAUGGAAGAGUUUCUGGUUCAGCGGCCUAUGGGUAUGCAAGGUAUCUGCUAAAGAAAUACAACAAUGUGGCCAGUGUCAUUGAAUGGGAGAAAAAUUUUAAGUCAACAUGUGAUAAGAGACUCCUUUCUGAGCUUGAAUCCGGACGAUCUCUGGAUGGAGAGUUUGGAUUUCCGCUUGGUGUCCCACCAGGAGUUGAAGAUCUUGAUGAUUAUUUCCGUCAAAAAAUAAGCGGUGGCCGAGUAUCAAGAGUGGGUUUGAGUAUGAAAGAUGUUGUGCAACGGCAUAUGGAUGAUGCCUUUCACUAUUUCUUAGAAAAAGAGAGAAAACACUUGGCAGCUGGUUCACCGAAAGGACCUGCCAUAGAAAAAUCAGAUGAGGAAUUUCAGGUCGCCCAACAAAUAAUAAUUGGAUUGAUGGAGUGCAUUAGGCAGACCGGUGGUGCUGCUCAGGAAGGAGAUCCAUCUUUGGUGUCAUCUGCAGUUUCUGUCAUUGUUGGUAAUGUAGGACCGAUUAUGGCAAAAAUACAUGAUUUUCCGGCUGGAAGCAAUUAUCAAAAUUAUCCAUCUACUACAGGUUCCUUAAACUUUGCUAGGCGCCUUUUGCGAAUACACAUUACUUGCUUAUGCUUACUUAAGGAAGCUCUUGGAGAGCGUCAAAGCCGGGUAUUUGAGAUAGCUCUUGCAACGGAAGCUUCUUGUGCUCUUGCUGGAGUUUUCUCUCCUGGAAAGGCUUCUCGUGGUCAGUUUCAAUUGUCUCCUGAAGCCCAUGAUUCCAGUCCAAGUAUGCCCAAUGAUAUUUUAAAUAAUUCUUCAAAAGUAGUGCUAGGGAAAGCAACAAAAACUGUAGCUGCUAUUUCUUCACUGAUCAUUGGUGCUGUUCUUCAUGGAGUUACUAGCCUGGAAAGAAUGGUUACUGUCUUUCGACUGAAGGAAGGGUUGGACGUAAUUCAGUUUGUAAGGAGUACAAAGUCCACCUCUAAUGGUAAUGCCCGUUCAAUUGGGACUUUUAAAGUGGACAACUCAAUUGAAGUUUAUGUGCAUUGGUUUAGGCUGCUUGUGGGGAACUGCAGAACUGUAUGUGAUGGACUAGUUGUGGACCUUUUGGGUGAACCAUCUAUAGUAGCUCUUUCAAGGAUGCAGAGAAUUCUUCCUCUUAGCUUGGUCUUUCCACCUGCCUUUUUAAUAUUUGCCUUUGUUAGGUGGAAGGCAUUAAUUGUACAUGGUAACCUUGCAAACCGUGAAGACAUUCAUCAGUUGUAUCAAUCUUUAACACUGGCGAUUAGUGAUGCCAUAAGGCACUUGCCUUUCAGGGAUGUUUUUCUGAGAGACAGUCAGAGUUUCUAUGAUCUUGUAGCUGCAGAUUCCACUGAUGCUGAGUUUGUAGCCAUGCUAGAGUUGAAUGGUUUGGACAUGCUCUCGAAAGCCAAGGCAUUUGUUCCUCUGCGUGCAAGGCUUUUUCUGAAUUCUAUCAUUGAUUGUAAAAUGCCACAUUUUGUAUAUAAACAGGAUGACGUGAAUCGGGGUUCUGGGCAUGGUGAUUCCAAAGGGCAACAUGUAGAAAAUGAAACAAAACUUUUGGAUAAGCUUGUAAAUGUAUUGGAUGCUCUGCAACCUGCAAAAUUCCAUUGGCAGUGGGUUGAGCUCAGGCUUCUUUUGAAUGAACAAGCUCUCAUUGAGAAAGUGGAGAACCAUGAUAUGCCCUUAGCUGAUGCCAUCCGCUCAUUGUCGCCUAGUCCUGAAAAAGCUGCUGCUUCUGAAAAUGAGAACAAUUUUAUUGAGAUAAUCCUUACAAGGUUAUUAGUUAGACCAGAUGCUGCUCCCCUGUUCUCAGAAUUAGUCCAUCUCUUUGGGAGGUCACUGGAGGAUUCAAUGUUGUUGCAGGCUAAAUGGUUCCUUGGGGGGCAUGAUGUUCUUUUUGGGCGGAAAACCAUUAGACAGCGUCUCAUAAAUAUUGCCGAGAGUAAAGGCCUUUCAACUAAAGCUCAGUUUUGGAAGCCUUGGGGUUGGUCUAAUUCUGGUUGUGGUCCUUCGUUAAACAGGGGAGAUAAGAAGUUGGAAGUUGCCUCACUUGAAGAAGGAGAGGUUGUUGAUGAAGGCGUGGACUCAAAACGAUAUGGCAAAGGGUCAACACAUAUGCUUGAUUCUGAGGGUAUCAUUACCAGCCAGCAGCAUGUGACUGAGAGGGCAUUCAUUGAACUAGUUCUUCCUUGCAUAGAUCAAAGCUCUGAUGACUCACGCCAUACCUUUGCAAGUGAUUUGAUCAAGCAGUUGAAUACCAUUGAGCAACAAAUAAAUGCAGUAACUCGUGGAGCAAGUAAGCUGGCUGGAUCAACUCCUUCCGGAAUUGAAGGUCUUACAAAUAAAAGCAAUAAUCGCAAAAGUAUAAGAGGUGGAAGUCCUGGAUUGGUUAGACGAGCAGCAGGUACAGCAGAUUCUGCUCCACCCUCCCCUGGUGCUUUGCGAGCUUCUAUGUCAUUGCGGUUGCAGUUUCUUCUGAGAUUGCUGCCUAUCAUAUAUGCAGAUGGGGAGCCAUCUGGACGGAACAUGAGGCACAUGCUUGCCACUGUAAUUCUUCGCCUCCUUGGAAGUCGGGUUGUGCAUGAGGAUGCAGAUCUCUCCUUUUAUCCCAUGCAGAGCUUUCAGUCUAAGAGGGAGAUGGAGUCACCACCUGAAAAUUCUUCUGUACCUUUGAUGGACUUGUCUGGGGAAAGUCUGUUUGAUCGGUUAUUAUUAGUCCUGCAUGGGUUGUUGAGUAGUUGCCAACCAAGCUGGUUGAGGUCAAAGCCUGCAUCCAAGUCAAGCAACUUGUCCAAGGAUUCUUUUGGAUUUGAUCGUGAGAUGGUGGAGAGUUUGCAGAAUGACUUAGAUCGCAUGCGACUACCUGACACAAUUAGAUGGCGUAUCCAAGCUGCCAUGCCGAUAUUACUACCUUCUGUGCGGUGCUCCAUCACUUGCCAGCCUCCAUCUGCCCCGGUUUCUGCUCUUGCUUCGCUUCAACCGAGCAUCUCAAUUUCCGGGGUAUACCCUGGAAAUUCAAACACACCUCAGAGAAAUCCAGUGCCCUUGGCAAGAACUGCUGCUAACUCAGUGAAGUCCAAGACAUUGCCAUUGCAGCAGGAUAAUGAUAUGGAAGUUGAUCCGUGGAUACUCCUUGAAGAUGGUGCAGGAUCAGUUCCGUCUUCUAGUAACACUUCUGUAAUAGGCAGUGGUGAUCAUGCUAAUCUUCGAGCUGCCAGCUGGCUUAAAGGGGCCAUAAGGGUGAGGCGCUCAGACCUCACAUACAUUGGUGCUGUGGAUGAUGAUAGCUGAUUUUAGGUUAACUUCAUUUUUGAUUUGGUCUGGAGUAAGCAAACCGCUCAACAGGUAAAUCUAUGUUCUCAUUGCGCCUUCUCGCUUUUGGUGUUGAUGGGAGCUGUUGAAAGGGGCGUCAUUUUUGGAGAGAGAAGGGGUGGUCGACGUUGGGUCCCUGUGAAAAAAUGUAAAGAUGUGCUCACACGGCCAUCUGCCCUGGUAUUGGGCCUGCUUGACUGACUAACCCUUUGAUCACCCCAAUCUGGACCAUGCACUAGCAGGUGUGGUUCGGAAACUUCGUUGUAUAUAUAGAGAUAAAUUGUUUCACUUUACUGAUUGGUCUCUGAGUA